Selaginella moellendorffii is the source of this 543-nucleotide messenger RNA. RefSeq lists its product as uncharacterized. The transcript has a single exon. The record is from RefSeq and is a predicted model, not a curated record. NCBI's taxonomy places the organism in Eukaryota, Viridiplantae, Streptophyta, Lycopodiopsida, Selaginellales, Selaginellaceae. Bases 1 to 543 code for a protein of 180 amino acids.
AUGAGUCGACAACCAUUGGUGGAAGUAGAGCUGUUUAUCGAUGGUAAAGGGCCGGAGCAUGUUUUCAAGGCCCCGCUUGGGGGCUGGGAUCAGAACCGGCUCGACUUGGAACAGAUCAUGAUCGACUACAAGCUGCGAGCAAUCUAUGCCUACUCGCUGAGUAGUGGGCGAGGCCAGCGGCUGCGCUACAAUCCCAGGAAUGGCCUCUCGAUGCUUCCUUACUCCGGCAAGAGCGAUAGCAUCAUUCGACUCGAUGGCGAUCCAAAGGUUCGAAAGUUCUCCAUUUUAUUUUUCCGAAAGUUCUACCUUGAAUGGAUUUCUAUGAUUUUGCAGAGGUCGCGGCUGGUGCCAGUGAUAAAAAUUGGUGUUGGAAUCGGCUUCAUCGUCGCGAUGGUAACUUGCAUCUUUGUGGAUUUUAGUAGCGACUGGAUCCAGGCUCUACGCAACGCAAGCGCUGGGAGGAUGAUGCUGGUGGUUUGUUUCGUCACCAUGAUCAUCCUCCAGAUCUCGAGACAGGCCAGGUCUCACAAGAAGAGGCUCUAA